This is a messenger RNA of Branchiostoma floridae (Florida lancelet), 1190 nucleotides long. RefSeq names its product alpha-2,8-sialyltransferase 8B-like. The transcript is spliced from 3 exons. Gene Ontology annotation, molecular function: alpha-N-acetylneuraminate alpha-2,8-sialyltransferase activity. Lineage: Eukaryota; Metazoa; Chordata; Leptocardii; Amphioxiformes; Branchiostomatidae. The coding region runs from base 50 to 985 and encodes 311 amino acids. The record is from RefSeq and is a predicted model, not a curated record. Gene Ontology annotation, biological process: oligosaccharide metabolic process; N-glycan processing.
UUCCAGACUCGACUCCGAUGAAAAUUUACUGAAAAUUGAUAAUAUCAAAAUGAAGAUGAUAAUUUCGUACGAUAAGAAUUCCACAUUGACGGAUGAAGACCUACACAUGCUGACGAUAUCAGACGACUGGAGUUUCAACCAAACAGCAGCAGACUUAGUGAGCAAUGCCUCGACUAGCUUGAUGCCCAACCGUCUAUUCUGGGUAGCUGAAUUGGGAAAGGCACAGAAGACGGCAAAAUGUCCCAUUAAUAAAGCCAAAAAGCUCCCCAGACAUGCCUGCCUCCCAAGUAACGUCGUAAGACACCAGAAGACGUGCGCUCUCGUGGGAAACAGCGGAAUCCUCCUCGGGAGCGACUGCGGUUCUGAGAUCGACUCUAAGGACUACGUGGUACGAAUGAAUCUGCCUCUUGUCAGAGGAUUCGAAAAAGAUGUCGGAAAACGCACUAGCAUGACUAUAAUGAACUCAGAAACAGUCAGGCGGUUGGCCAUCUCUGCUGGUUUGAAGAAUCGAAGCCAAGAUGCGUAUGAGAGUCGACUACGUGGCAUCGAAGGUUCCGUUCUAGUGAUACACAAGGCGUCGAUACGAGGGCUGCUGGAGGCUCUACGGCGCUAUGGUUCCCGGUCGUUCGUGGGAUUGGCUUCGAAAACGAUGCGGUUCGGAAAUGACAAAGAAUUUAAUGAGAUUAAUCGGAUCGCAUCAACAAUAGCCGGGCAGAGGUUCACCUUAUGGCCUACUAUGGGUCUCACCACCGUUAUAAUGGUCAACACAUUCUGCGACCGUCUCCACCUCUACGGCUUUUACCCGUAUCAGAAAGACUUGGAUAACAGACCCAUACCCUACCACUAUUUCCCGGACGAUCCUCUCAAACCCAUCAUACCUAACGUCAAUGGUCACCACAACAUGAGUUGGGAGUACAAUCUACACAGAGAACUGCACAGGCAGGGGGUCUACAGGAUGCAUCUUGGUCCAUGUCGUGUCAAGUGAUCAGAUGUUGUCGUUUUUGUGAUGUGCAAUAAAAGAUAAAGAUUCCAGUGAAAACAAGAAAUUGAAGUUAUACAUUUUCAGUAAGAAUAAGAAAUGAUAAAAAAGUUAUUUUACAUUGAAAACUAUUGCGUUAUGCAGUAAAAGAAGAAAUUGAAAAUAUACAUUAUACGCUGAAAAAAGAAAUUGAAGAUAUAUCGUAGAAAUA